Molecule: messenger RNA, 1575 nt
Organism: Penicillium malachiteum
Lineage: Eukaryota; Fungi; Ascomycota; Eurotiomycetes; Eurotiales; Aspergillaceae
Product: carboxylesterase/lipase family protein
Exons: 1
Coding region: 1-1575 (524 amino acids)
Source: RefSeq, a predicted model, not a curated record
AUGCGUCACAACGCGCUCCCAGUUGCUGCCCUGGGCCUGGUGCCCUUGGCCUCCGCUGCGCUCUAUGACACUGUGAUUGAUACUAAGUAUGGAUCUGUCCAGGGUUACCCAGCCUUCAACAGUACCAACACUGGUAACAUGACACAUUGGAAGGACAUCACCGUCUGGAAGGGCAUUCCUUUCGCUGCUACCACUGGCGGCCAGAACCGCUGGAAGGAGCCUCAGCCUGUUAGCUCUUGGAGUGGCACUUUAGAUGCUCGAAACUGGGGUAACAUCUGCCCUUCCGCUACCAACUCCGCCGAUGGCUUCACCAUUGAUGAAGACUGCUUGAACCUCAACAUUUGGUCUCCUGCCAAUUCCACCGAUGCCAAGCUCCCCGUGGUUAUGUGGAGCUACCCAGCUGAAUCCACAGCGGCCGAUGCUCUCUUUGAUGGUGGUGGUAUGGCCGACAAGGGAAUUGUGUUUGUCAAUUACAACUACCGUACCGGCCCAUUCGGCUGGCUCGCUCACUCUGAGCUCUCGGCGGAGUUCGAGAAGGUCACUGGUUCUAAUAGCUCCGGAAAUUGGGGUAUGCUCGACCAGUUUGGUGCACUUAAGUGGCUCCACGAGAAUAUUGCUGAUUUCGGUGGUGAUCCUGAGCAUAUCACUGUUCAAGGCCAGUCUGCUGGCUCCGCUGCUACCCAGCAUAUUUUGUACGGCAAUCUUACUAAGGGAUUGAUUGUUGGUGCUAUCAUUGAGAGCGGUGUCCGUGACCCACAUGACCCUCUCUGUACUAGUCUUGCGGAGGCCUACACUACCCUUGAUACUGCUUUGGAUAAUGGUGUGACCUACCUCGAUACCCUGAAUGUCUCAAGCAUUGCCGAGGCUCGUGAGUUAACUAUGGAGGAGCUUCUUGAUGGCGCCACUAGCUCUACGUUUGAGGCUGUUCUUGAUUAUUAUGCACUGCCUGACACAUACUUGAAUAUCUUGAAGAAGGGACUUGCCCACGAUGUGCCCGUUAUCACCGGAAACAACAAGGAUGAGAACGGCGCUACGUAUGGUCUUGAUAUCUCCCUCGAGGAAUACUAUGAGGAUGUGAAUGAGACAUACAGUGGUGUUUGGGUGGACCGUUUCCUUGAACUAUACCCUGCAAAUGACUCCACAACUGCUUCUGGUGCCUACAACUCUAUGUGGACUGACCGUUCGAAGGUUGGAACGUGGUUCUGGACUCAACUUUGGUAUAGCGCGAAGAGUCCUAAGGUCUGGAACUACUUUUGGGAUCACGCUCCUCCCGGCCAGGACCAGGGUGCCUACCACGAAUCCGAAAUCAACUACGUCCUCAACAAUUUAUAUGCCACCGACAAGCCUUGGAAGGCCGAGGACUAUGUGAUCGCUAGGAAGAUGAACGACUACUGGGCCAACUUCAUCAAGACCGGUAACCCCAAUGGCGCUGAUACUACCGUUGAGUGGCCUGCUGUCAGCACCACCAAGAAGACUGUUCAGCAUGUUGGUGAUGGAUGGGGUCCGAUUCCCAUUGCUUGGAGCAAAAAAGUCGCUCUUUACAAGGACUGGUUUGCCACCUUGGUCGCGUACUAA